ACCUUUUCGAAACAGAAACACACGGAGCUUUUUGGUCUUCUGGCUUGCCGGAGCGUGUCACGUGAUCAAAAAAACUUAUAAAUAGCGGUGCAGCGCGAGCGGCGCGCAGAUGAGAGUGAAGGUAUGGCGUCAACAAGCCGUGGAGAUGCCUUACCUAAGUUGCAGUGCCCGAAUCACCCUGAUGCCCUCCUGGUGGAGGACUACAGAGCCGGCGACAUGAUCUGCCCCGAGUGUGGCCUCGUCGUCGGUGACCGCGUGAUCGACGUCGGCUCCGAAUGGAGGACGUUCACUAACGAGAAAGCUACCAAAGACCCGUCACGUGUUGGUGACGCGCAGAACCCGCUUCUCAACGGAGGAGACCUCACGACCAUGAUUGGAAAGGGUACAGGAUCCGCCAGUUUUGAUGAAUUCGGUAACUCAAAGUACCAGAACCGGAGGACGAUGAGCAGCUCGGACCGGGCCAUGCUCAACGCCUUUAAAGAGAUCACCACCAUGGCAGACAGGAUAAACCUGCCCCGGAACAUUGUUGAUCGUACAAACAACCUGUUCAAACAGGUUUAUGAACAAAAGUGUCUGAAGGGGAGGAGUAACGACGCCAUCGCAUCAGCCUGCCUUUACAUCGCCUGCAGACAGGAGGGAGUUCCCCGAACCUUCAAAGAGAUCUGCGCCGUGUCCCGGAUUUCCAAAAAAGAGAUCGGCCGCUGCUUUAAACUCAUCCUGAAGGCCCUUGAGACCAGCGUUGACCUCAUCACCACCGGAGACUUCAUGUCCCGUUUCUGCUCUAACCUGGGUCUGCCGAAGCAGGUGCAGAUGGCGGCCACCUUCAUCGCCAGGAAGGCCGUGGAGCUUGACUUGGUCCCAGGGCGCAGCCCGAUCAGUGUGGCUGCCGCCGCCAUCUACAUGGCCUCCCAGGCCUCAGCCGAGAAAAAGACACAGAAAGAAAUCGGAGAUAUCGCCGGUGUAGCAGACGUCACCAUCCGCCAGUCGUACCGUCUGAUCUACCCUCGAGCCGCCGAUCUGUUUCCUCCAGACUUCAAAUUCGAUACGCCGGUGGAUAAACUGCCUCAGCUGUGAAACUCGUCCACACGGUGGCCCCGAGGAGACGCAUUCCACCGAGCGGAGCCCCCGGAUGACCCUUGUCACAUUCAUGUGUAUAUAAAUAUGACUGUACAGGAACUCGGUCGAUUCCAUACUGUAAACUUUUUUCUUUUGUAGGAAAUCGAACCGGUUAUUUUGUUUAGUGUGUUUGCACUGUAUUUAGUAAUUUAAACCCCCAAAGAAUCCCACAAUAAACGCUUUUCAGAAAGCACACACACACACA
Messenger RNA from Silurus meridionalis, 1321 nucleotides. RefSeq names its product general transcription factor IIB (gene gtf2b). Lineage: Eukaryota; Metazoa; Chordata; Actinopteri; Siluriformes; Siluridae. Gene Ontology annotation, molecular function: RNA polymerase II general transcription initiation factor activity; TBP-class protein binding. The record is from RefSeq and is a predicted model, not a curated record. The transcript is spliced from 7 exons. Gene Ontology annotation, cellular component: transcription preinitiation complex; nucleus. Gene Ontology annotation, biological process: transcription preinitiation complex assembly; transcription initiation at RNA polymerase II promoter. Bases 124 to 1074 code for a protein of 316 amino acids.